Calidris pugnax (ruff) is the source of this 4025-nucleotide messenger RNA. RefSeq names its product cyclin A2 (gene CCNA2). NCBI's taxonomy places the organism in Eukaryota, Metazoa, Chordata, Aves, Charadriiformes, Scolopacidae. The record is from RefSeq and is a predicted model, not a curated record. Gene Ontology annotation, molecular function: cyclin-dependent protein serine/threonine kinase regulator activity. The transcript is spliced from 7 exons. Bases 161 to 1021 code for a protein of 286 amino acids. Gene Ontology annotation, cellular component: cytoplasm; cyclin A2-CDK2 complex; nucleus. Gene Ontology annotation, biological process: mitotic cell cycle phase transition; regulation of cyclin-dependent protein serine/threonine kinase activity.
CAUCCAUGUGGACGAGCCGGACGGGGAGCGGCGGCGGCGGCGGGGGGGGCCGGCCGCCCAGAAGGUGGAGGAGGAUGAGGAUGCAGCGGCGGAGCUGGGGCUGAAGGCGGCCGUCUGCGCCCUGGGGGAGCGGCGGCCCCUGGCCACCCUGGGCAACGCCAUGGACCUGAGCUUCGAUUCUCCAAGUAUUAUGGAUAUUUCAAUAACCUCAGAAACAGAAGAGAAAAAACCAAAUGUUAAUAACGUGCCAGACUAUAUUAGUGAUAUCCAUACGUACCUUAGGGAAAUGGAGGUGAAAUGCAAGCCUAAAAUGGGUUACAUGAAGAAGCAACCUGAUAUCACAAACAGCAUGCGGGCUAUUCUUGUGGACUGGCUGGUGGAAGUUGGAGAAGAAUACAAAUUACAGAAUGAAACCCUGCACUUAGCUGUGAAUUACAUUGAUAGGUUUCUUUCUUCAAUGUCUGUUUUGAGAGGAAAACUGCAGCUUGUGGGUACUGCAGCUAUGCUGCUUGCAUCAAAGUUUGAAGAGAUCUACCCUCCUGAAGUAGCAGAGUUUGUCUACAUCACAGAUGACACCUAUACCAAGAAGCAGGUUCUGAGGAUGGAGCACUUAAUUUUGAAGGUUUUGUCAUUUGACUUGGCAGCUCCAACGAUCAACCAGUUCCUCACUCAGUAUUUCCUCCAUGAGCAGACAAAUGCUAAAGUGGAGAGCCUGUCAAUGUACCUCGGGGAGCUGAGUCUAAUUGAUGCUGAUCCUUACCUGAAAUACUUGCCAUCAGUCAUUGCUGCUGCAGCAUUUCAUCUAGCAGGCUAUACCAUCACUGGACAAACUUGGCCUGAAUCCCUGUGCAAAGUAACAGGCUACACCCUUGAAGACAUCAAGCCUUGCCUCCUGGACCUACACAAGACCUACCUCAAAGCAGCACAGCACACACAACAGUCCAUAAGGGAAAAGUACAAGAGUACAAAGUACCAUGGAGUAUCGCUUAUUGACCCGCCAGAGACACUAAACUUAUUGUAAUAAUCAAGAGACUGAUCUUUUUUUUUUUAAAAAAAGAUGUAUAUUACAGGAAAAUGAUGUACAGUUUUGAAACAUGGUUCAAAAUUCUAGAUGGGAUCACUCAGAAUAUUAAUGCAGGUUUUAACGAGCUUAAUUAUGAAUUUAGUUUUAUUUGGUUUUACUGUAAAUCUUUUGUACAUGCUCGACUGUUUAGCUGGGGUUUUAUAAAAAUGUUGUCUUCAAGCACGGAAUUAACCAGGCAGACCAAGCGCAGUCCGAGACUGCUGAUCUAAUAAUAGACUAAACAUGAACAUUAGCAGUGCAUUAUAACAGUAGGGCUGCUUCUCCUUCCAAGUAAGAACAACUUGAACUCCACAGCAGUAUUUGUAGCAUUUUUAUACUGUGUAGUUUAAGCUGAGAUUUAAUAUAGGUCCAAAUUGUGGCUUAAUGGCUGGAAUACUGGAACAAACUACAUAGCGCUGGGGAGAAGGCCUUGCUGGAAUUGGCUCUCGUGAAGCUCUUUAGGAUGAGCCACUUACUGGAAGCCUUGAUUGCUGUCUCACAUACUGUCAGGUCUCCCAUCAGGUUAAAGGCUGAACUCCAGGGCAAAAUCCAGAACACCAGUUCAGACUUCUCUCUUCCAGUAUGUAGAAAAUGGUCUUGCUAUAGGUAUUUUCUAGUCAAAGUGUAAAACAUACUGAUUUUUAAAACUGUGGAGUUCUUAACUGAUGUGUUAGCUGUCCCAAAAGCCCAUUGAUACCCACUGAAAAAGAUGAUAGUCAUCAGUCUGCUCACCUCGUGCCUCUUCAGGGGCGGUGGAGGGAAUAAACUGCAGGAGGCUGAACUACUGCUCUGUGCCCUCAAGAAGAGGGAAUGUCUCCUGGGGUAGAUGUGCUACACGCAGAGUUCUGUACAUCCCUCUUGCUUGGAAAGGGUUCCUCUGCGGCAUGCAGCAACAAUGUAGACCAAGUGGUCUUCUUUUUCCUUACUUCUGGAACUGUUACAUGAGCAAACUAGCACAUAAAUGUCCACUUGUUCUAACGCCGAUUACCUUCAAACCCGUGUAAAUGGAGCGAUGCUGCCCUGUACCUGCUGUUCUUUGCAUGUCAACCAGUAAGUGCAUGGAAGUGGAUUUAAUUAAGCCAUUUCCAGUUUGGCUAAUAAACAGUUUUUUACAUCUGAUGCUGGUGGUCUUGCCAAUACCUUAAAACCACUGAGGAGCAGUUCUGGCCAUCUUCAACUGGCAUUUGUUUCUAAAGCUCUUUGGCAAGGGUGAAACCUGCACCACCUUAACUUGAAGCUGACUCAACGCUGCCCAUCUGGGUGGCUGGACAGCUGGCAGGUAGCAGCAUCAAUUCCUCACAGAUGUCAAACAGCUGCUAUGGUGUGGGCUAUUUAAAAUACAUUUAAAAAAAAAAAUCAUCAGCCCUCUGUCGAGCUGACAAACAGGUGUUAAGGUGAGAUUACUCACGUGUCUCAACUCAGUAAUUAAAAUCUUGGGUGUUCUACCCCCACCCCUGCUCUGUAGCCUGAGCCUUCCACAAAACACCUCAGUUACAAACCCUCGAGUCAAAACUAAGGAAUGCAACUACUUGGCUGCCUUUUUUGGCCAACCUGAGCUUUUUAGGAUGCACUUUGACUUUUCUGUGUGUUCUAAUUUUUAACAAAGAACCAUAUUUCAUUGGUCUACUGUGUUCUCCAACAGCCUUUAUUUGGCUUUUCAGUAGGUUGCCACUGAAAAGCUGAAACUAGUUGGUGAAAAACCCCAGUGUAUCAUGUUUGGUGCGUAGCAUUAGGAAUGCAGGAGAGGAGCUUGUAGGUAAUGCUUGUAGGGAACACCUUUGCCACAGCUGUGACAUCGGGUUGUGACCUCGGAAGGGCAAUUAUUCUUUGAAGACUAUAGAGCACAGCGCUCCUCCUGACAAACUGGGUUCUGCCUUCCCCUUCUUUAAUGGUGGGUGCUGGAAACUUUCCAAGACUGCUGAGAACUAUGAAGUAAUGUAAAGGUUUGGAUGAUUGCAAUUAUGGAUUAUUUUCCCCAGAAUAAAGUAAGCAGCAGUUCUUAAGUGAAAGGAUGACAGUGGUUUAUAGAAAUAGUUUACUGCUUAAUGAGAUGUCUCCUUGCUCUGUUUUCAACGGAAGUUGUUUGUUACUGUUCCCAUAGCAGAGAAACAUUCUCCCCUGCUCCCUGAGCUUUGCUUUCAACAUACCAAUACAACUUCCUCUGCAGCCUAAAAAAAUGCUUCAGUCCUGGGCUGGCAGCUCUGCCCAGUUAUGAUCCAUGUUCCUCCUUCCUCAGCAACAGCUCUUGCUGCUGCCAGUACUGUCUUGUUCCAUCUUCUCACUUUCCAGUCGGUAUGGGAUGAUUCCAGUUCUUGCUACUAAGCUUUGAACAAAAUAUCCCACAUUAUGCUGUACUACUGUUUUGCCUUCCCAGUUUACACUUACAGCCUUUAAAAAUAAAGCCUCCGAGGAAUCUGGGGUAUGAGGUGUUAUGUGUGAUGAGAGACACAGCACUACAAAUACCGGUCUUUUUCCUGAAGAGGUUUAAGGUCUCCUGGUACUGCAGAACUUAGAAGAAACUGGAUCUUCACCUAUUCUCGUGUUCCCAACAGUGACUCUGGGCUGGAAGGACUGACACUGAGAAAACACACUGGGUGAAGGGGGCUUUGACAACUUGAUUAAGGCUUUCUGUGGCUGGGAGCAGUUUAUCUUUUUUUUUUUUUAACAUUAAAUUCUAAACCCGAUUUGGGGAAUGCAGUAUCUGCAACAGUAACUUCUCUCCUGUUCAUAUCUCAUGAAUACUAAGGUCACAUGUAAAAUAGUCCUGUUUUGCUCUUGUAUAUAUGUGCACGUUUCUGGUUUGACUUGGUUUUUGAACAGAACAGCUGGAUCAGGUAUUUUGGAAACCUCAUCUCUUUGCUUUGCCCGACUCUAAAUCCCGAGCAUCAUUCUUCAAAUACACUUCAAGAAACAUUCCUGUCUGUUGCAUGUAAUAUUUAAUUAAACUUUUUAAGAAACUCUA